CGUUAAGCCUUCUGGACGCGUCGUCGACGUGAACAUCUCACACCCGCCCCCGCCCCCCCAUGAUGCUUGGAUCCAUGCCAGAAGUUCCUCCUACCUUCAGCCUACUUUCCUCUCGUCAUAUCUGCUCCUCUUAUUCCAAGUGAUAUGAGGCCAAGCCAGUCAAACCAACAAGCCUCCUCCCACAUCACCACGAGCGGGUCGCAGGCAUGCCUCUCCCUCAGAGAUCAUAUUCCGAGCAGGCCAGCUACUCUAAGGGUCGCUCACAAUGGCAACGUUCCAAAAGUCAUGCGAACAGCGUUCACCCGACUCCCCCAGCACGGCCCUUAGCACCUAUAUCUGAGAAGACGAAGAACAAGUUGAACCAGUUCCAAUUCCAGCCGCCCAAGGCGUCAGACUCCACGGCAGAGACGCAUAAGUGCCUGAAAACCGGUGGUGAAGAAAACAAUAUCAAUGCCGAUCCAGAAAACCAGAUUUCUGGGGACACAGCAGCCAAGAAGCAAGCCCCUGAACCCAAUCUUAAGUACGAGGGCGCCACAACCCCAGCAGGGCGACUGAGCCUCAGAGAUCUCUUGGCCAGCGAUGCGAACCAGAAUCCCGGACAUGACGAUAAUGGACAUGUCUCGCCCGGCGAACACAUCAUGUGGAAUAACAAGCAAGACCACAAGUACCUGGCUCCCUUGUCUCCCAUGAUUUCCAGGAACGGUCGGAAACGAGCCCGGAGCUCAUCACCAUUAUCAUCGCCGCUCAACGAUACUCGAAAGACUCUGGUGCCGGCGGUCGAUUUGAAGAAGCUUAGUGAAGCUCUGAGAUCACCUCAUGCCGACCCGACCCUGGAACUCUGGGACCGCUUCUCUCUGGGCAAUAACACCACUGACGCCACUACCCCCCUCGGCGCUUCGAAUCCUACCUUGGCUCAGCUCAUGGUGUCCUCUUCGCCCAGAUCCGGUAAAAGUAAUUCGCGCACAACUCGUACCGAGGGCGGCCUGCGGAGGGCGAUCAGUGCCGGCCUUAACUGGCCAAAACGACGUCGAAUUGACCGCCCAGAUCCUCCUGGGGGUUUGAGAAAACCAACUCGAGAGCUCUCAGAUACUUCCAAGUCUUCCUUGGUUACUGCUCUGCUUGAUACAGUCGAAAGUAAACAGGAUGAAGGCCUCCCAUCCAUGGAGAUUGAAGGAGACAGGUCAACAGGAUCACCAUCGCCGAAGAAGAGCAAGAAGAUUGUUACUGGACCUGCCAAGUCCUUUCCCACGGCUCCCAGUCAGCCCCUCUCGCAGACGUCUUCUUUUUCCCGAACCGUCCUCCACCCUAGUCAAGCAUUCGAUCAGGAUCGCGUCCUGCCUGAAACUACCAGCAACCCAGAUGGAUCGGACUACGGAGAUGACGACUUUCUGGAUAGCGAUACCUUACUGCAUCUUGAAAACAAUAUCAACACCCUUCCAAAUUCGUCAACCCAUCAACCUACCCAGACCUUGUCGGAAAAGACCGCGGCUCAUGAUAGGCCGGUGGCCAAGGCGCCGGUCGACGACGAUGAGUUCGAUGCUGAUUUCGACGAUGCGUUCGACGAUGAUUUAGACGAGAAUAUCUUUGAGGCAGCUGGCCGCAUCGUGGCGGACGCCGAGAACAAGCUUGCUGGUCCACCCUCCACGCCCAGGCAACAGGGGGGGCAGCAGCAGCACCAUCUUCCACAAAAGACACCGGUCAACGAUAAUGCGUCGGACGAUGACUUUGGUGACGACUUUGGCGAAAACUUCGACUUUGAUGCGGUAGAGCGUGCGGCGACACAGUCGAUCAAGCAACAUGACCCUUCAUUCCCAGCUGUACGUCCGAGGCCGUAACCGGUAUAUCAUAUAACGACGAAUGCUAAGACCCAAGGUAGACAAACCAGAAACCCAGAGCCAUCCAACGAUAUUUGGUGACAGACGUGCUAGAGAACGAGUUCAUCGAUGGCCGAGACCGUUCAAGGCCAGAAAAGGU
This is a messenger RNA of Sodiomyces alkalinus F11, 1974 nucleotides long. RefSeq lists its product as hypothetical. The coding region runs from base 207 to 1835 and encodes 542 amino acids. The transcript has 2 exons. NCBI's taxonomy places the organism in Eukaryota, Fungi, Ascomycota, Sordariomycetes, Glomerellales, Plectosphaerellaceae. The record is from RefSeq and is a predicted model, not a curated record.